AUGCGCCGCUCGUCAAGCAUCAGCAGCAUCAGCUCAUCCAGCUCUGAGUCGGAGGAGACGAUGCAGAUCUUCGUCAAGACUGUCUCCGGCAGCAACACAAUCCCCCUUACAAUCCCUUCGAAUACAUCUAUAAGCACUCUCCGCUCUCUCCUCGCCCUCCGAACCAACCUCUCCACACCCUCCGAUCUGCGCAUAGUCCACGCCGGCAAGCAUCUCGCCUCAUCCGACACCACCUUGGCUGAUUACGCCAUCGGCCCCAACUCGACUCUCCACCUCGCACUCCCACUCCGCGGCGGCAUGCCCCCGAAGAAGAUCCGCUGUUCCUUCAAGGACUGCAAAGACCGCGCGCAACCCAUUGUCGGCGACUGCGGCUUCUGCCAGGGUAGGCACUGCAGUCGUCAUCGCAUGCUCGAGGAUCACAAGUGUGAGGGCCUGGAGAACUGCAAGAAGGAGAGCCAUGACCGAAAUGCGGAUAAGCUGAACAGCGAGCGCACCGUUGCCAUCAAGGGUGUUUAG
Alternaria atra is the source of this 516-nucleotide messenger RNA. RefSeq lists its product as uncharacterized. NCBI's taxonomy places the organism in Eukaryota, Fungi, Ascomycota, Dothideomycetes, Pleosporales, Pleosporaceae. Gene Ontology annotation, cellular component: nucleus; cytoplasm. The transcript has 2 exons. The record is from RefSeq and is a predicted model, not a curated record. Gene Ontology annotation, biological process: protein ubiquitination; modification-dependent protein catabolic process. Bases 1 to 516 code for a protein of 171 amino acids. Gene Ontology annotation, molecular function: zinc ion binding; ubiquitin protein ligase binding; protein tag activity.